Messenger RNA from Symbiodinium necroappetens, 1146 nucleotides. The record is from the annotation of a GenBank genome assembly. NCBI's taxonomy places the organism in Eukaryota, Dinophyceae, Suessiales, Symbiodiniaceae.
AUGAUUGCAUCAAGGUCUGGGAGUACGACAGCUCACGUGAGCCAGUUACGCUUCCAGACGCCAGGCAUCCCGGCUUGCUUUCAAGAGCAGUGGCCCCAGCAAGCCCGCAAGAGCUGCAAUGCGCAGGCUGGCAGCAGCACCGGCAGCACCACGCAAGUUUCGUUGUUGGGCCCAUGCAGGCAGAGGCUCAUCCUGGUGGAGAGCAGCUGCUGCCUUCUUUGGCACACGGAGACCUUGGAGUUUAUUUGCUGCAUCGAGCAUGAUGACAUUGGUACGAGCUUUGGCAGGAAGAGUCCCACCACUGAGAUCGAGCGUUCACCCGGCAUCACUCCUACAGAGCUUCAGACUCUGGCCGGUGUCCCGAAGUCGCUUCUUGUGAGGUCCAGUGGAUGGGGGACUUGUUGGUGCUUCAAGAGCAGGGAAGUCAUUGUUGGAGAGUGCCCCUUCUAUGACUUCCUCCUGGAAGUGGACUGUUUGUUUCAACCCCUCGCAAAAGGACAGCUCCAAGUUCUGCCUAUCGAUGCCCAGACCAGCAUGAUGUGGAUGGACAACAUUCCGCUCUACAGAACACUUCCCCCUGCAAUUCGAAUGGAAUCGGUGCUGAUGGAGGCGUACGGCAAGAUUUGCAAAGCGGGCAGCAAUGCUAAGACUGUAGAGCUGGCUUUGUUCAUGCCUUAUGCUAUCCUUGUCGUGAUUGCUUGUCAUGCCAGCCAGAAAGCCAGCCUCGCGGAGACAAGUGCGCAAGUGCAGAGAAGUGCAGAGGUGUGGACACUGGACGGAGUGGAUGUGGCGCGUGUGACCUGGGUGUCUGUCUACACCUUGGAUCACUUCAUCAUUUGCGCAUUGGAUUCGAGGUCUGUGAUAACCCUUUGGGACUCCAAAGCUGGAUUUUCGCCCAUAUUUCGCUUCUACAGCGGCUGCGAGGAGCCCUUCGACUUGGUGCUGACGCAGGAUUUCAUGGUGGUAAUUCAGGACAACAUGUCUGCAAAUCGUCUCGAUCUCUUCUUCUGGAAGCUCUGGCUUCAUCCAGACUUCGAGGUGGAGGGCCAAUCCAUGGAAAGCUCUGCAAGACGACAGCUCGAAGGAAGACACCAACGAGAGGCUGGCUCAGCACGAAUCAUCACAAUUCGUAUCACGGUGCUCUAG